GUUCGCGGCUCGAACCUUGCGCGAGGUUGCAUCCUAAUGACGUGCGGGGCCAGCUAAGCAGAAGGACUGCCCUUGCAUCUGGGAUGAUCACCCCGUUCACCGUUGGUCUCGCUUUUGUUGAUCCUGGGUUCGCAUGUAAAUACGAACAGAGUAACCCGUACAGGUCUCCUUGUCUGCAUGGCACGCACAUAUGUAUAUAUAUAGAGUAGGGCUCCUGAUAACACCCACCUCUCGGAAAGCCUAAUCGUCUUCGUCGAUCGGCCUCCGUCUUAGCUCCAAAGCUUGCCCCGACUCUUCUCACCGUUGAGGCUCUUAUUGGCAGUGCUUCUUCCUAAAAGCGGCCUUUGUGUCGUUCAUUAACCAAGCCAUGAGUUCCCCGCUCAAACACGACCAUCAUGUUGGGGAGGACAGGCAUGUCGCGCGGGACGACAUCUCGACGGAGGAGGUCGGCGUCGUCAAGCAGCAGGAGACAUACGCCUAUGACGAGUCGCGCAAGAUUGGUGUCACGGGCGCCGUCUUCCUGAUUCUCAACAAGAUGAUCGGUACCGGAAUCUUCUCCACGCCCUCCGGCAUCUUCCAGUCCACCGGCUCCGUGGGCGUCGCGCUCAUGCUGUGGGUCAUCGGCGGCAUCCUCACCUUCUGCGGUCUCAGCGUCUUCCUCGAGUUCGGCCUCGCGAUCCCCCGGUCCGGCGGCGAGAAGAACUACCUCGAGCGCGCCUACAAGCACCCCAAGUACCUCGCCACCUGCGUCCUGGCCGCGCAGAUGAUCCUCCUCGGCUUCUCGUCCGGCAACUCGCUCGCCUUCGGCCGCUACGUCCUCUUCGCGUCCGGCUCCACCUCCCCGGACGGCUGGGCCGCCCGCGGCAUCGGCAUCGCCGGCGCCACCUUCGCCGUCGGCAUCCACGCCGUCACCCCCAAGUGGGGCAUCCGCCUGUUCAACGUGCUCGGCGUCUUCAAGGUCAUCGUCCUGCUCUUCAUCGUCUUCUCCGGCUUCGCCGCCCUCGCCGGUCGCCGUCUCGUCCCGGACCCCCACAACUUCGACAACGCGUUCCGCAUCGAGGAGGGCGAGGGGUACGGCAACGGCGGCGUCUACGGCUACGCCACCGCCCUGCUCCGCAUCAUCUACAGUUACAAGGGGUGGGAGAAUGCCAACUACGUCGUCGGCGAGCUCAAGAACCCGCGCAAGACGUUGGCCGUUGCUGCUCCUAUCGCUAUUGGCGGCGUCACCAUUCUCUACGUUCUCGCCAACGUCGCCUACUUCGCCGCCAUCCCCAAGACCGAGCUCGCCACCUCCGAGGUCAUCGUCGCCGGCGUCUUCUUCCGCAACGUCUUCGGCAACAGUGCCGGCGCCAGAGCCCUGCCGGCCUUCGUCGCCAUCAGCAACUUGGGCAACGUGCUCGCCGUCAGUUUCGCCCACGCUCGUCUGAAUCAGGAGCUGGCCAAGGAGGGUCUGCUGCCCUUCAGCCGAUUCUGGGCCUCCAACAAGCCUUUCAACGCCCCUGCGGCUUCGCUUUUCCUUCACUGGAUUGUGACCGUCAUCGUCCUGGUUGGACCGCCGCCCGGCCCGGCUUACAACUUCAUCACUGAUCUCUACGUGUACCCCGGUGCCUGGAUCAACGCUUUCGUCGGAAUCGGUCUUCUCUAUCUCCAAUGGAACAAGAAGGAGAACUGGACCUCGCCUUGGCACACUUACUUCCCCAUCACGGUCCUCUACGUUCUUGUCAACGUCUUCCUGGCCCUCGUCCCUUUUAUCCCUCCCACCGGCUCUUGGACUGCCGACGGCUACCCGUACUACGUCUUCCCCAUCGUUGGUGUCGGUGUGCUUAUCUUGGGCGGCAUCUACUGGACAUUCUGGACAAAGAUCUUCCCUGCCAUCGGCGGGUACAAGAUCGUGGCCGAGAGAACGUACGAUGAGCAGGGCAACGAGGUUAUCCGGUACCGCAAGAUCAACACCAAGCACGGUCACUCGGGACCCAUCGACUGAAGAGAGGGUUGUUCGACAUUUCCAGCAGUGUUGUCAGCAACCUGUCGCAUCAACAAUAUGUGUCGUCACGCGAGGUUAACAAACAAGAGUUGUUUCGCAAACAUAUACCCGUCAAGCAUUGGUAGCAAAGUAUACUAUAAUAUUUUGUAAUCCUCACUUUACAUUUUAUAUUCUUGCUCAAUGUCACGACAUUGAGAAAUCUUUCGAUAUAAUCAAAUUC
Molecule: messenger RNA, 2204 nt
Organism: Colletotrichum destructivum
Lineage: Eukaryota; Fungi; Ascomycota; Sordariomycetes; Glomerellales; Glomerellaceae
Product: Putative amino acid/polyamine transporter I
Exons: 5
Coding region: 368-1984 (538 amino acids)
Biological process (GO): amino acid transmembrane transport
Cellular component (GO): membrane
Molecular function (GO): L-amino acid transmembrane transporter activity
Source: RefSeq, a predicted model, not a curated record